AUGAAAUUCACAUCAUUCAUCAUUGCUUUCGCAGCUGUUGCAGCUGUCACCGAUGGACGAUUCACACAAGAACAUACACCAGCAGCCGAAGCAACUUUCCGAGGAAUGAGAGCUGUCGCCGUUGGUACUCCUUUCGGUGAACAACUUGGUGACUUAUCCGGUUUAGCCGUCGAUAAUUUAUUGGCCGGUGCCCCAGCUUGCGGACAACAAAACGUUGCUGAUAAAGUCAUCGACAUUGCCAAAAAAACCAAUGGAAGUAAGAGGGCCCAGCUUAUCAAGAUUGCUAUCGCAUAUCGUAAACUUGAGCGCAAUACCCCAUUAUUAGGUCAACCCUCAAACUUCUGUGAUAAGAGACCAAAAAAUAAGGAACUUAUUGGAGUAUUCCAAGCCCAAGAUCCAACUAAAGUUAAGAAGAGACCACCACCUUUCGUAUCCAAAGGUGAAAAAUUGAACAAAAAGCCAAAUUUUGGAAAAGCAGAAGUCAAGAAGGAAACCGCUGAAUCAAAAAGACUUUCGAAGGCUGCUGCUAAAUGCAAAAAAAUGUUGGCAAAGAAGCGUGUAGCCCCAGGUCAAAAAAGAAAAUGCGAAAAAAUCCUUAAAGCCGUCAAAUAA
This is a messenger RNA of Funneliformis caledonium, 612 nucleotides long. NCBI's taxonomy places the organism in Eukaryota, Fungi, Glomeromycota, Glomeromycetes, Glomerales, Glomeraceae. The record is from the annotation of a GenBank genome assembly.